CCAACUUUAGAUUUGGCAUACUUUGUAAAAAAUAUAUUUCUUCUCUUUAUUCCCUUUGUUGCAUUUGCAUAUCACUUUUAACCCAGCGACAAGCUUUCGAUUUUACAAUCACAAAUUACGGCGUUUUUUAAGAGCGGUUUUGUUUAUUUAUUUAUUUAUCACAAAACGGCACCGAAAAUCGGCGACGACUGGCACGACGACUGGAGCUGUUUUCACCCAAACACCUACAGAAACGCUCAUAUAGCAAACCUCCGUGAUGCACUCGCCCGUAGAGGCACAGUCUCUCUCCUCUCUCCUCCAAAUCGCCUCCAACCCACCCCGCUACCCCCGAAACCCCUCAGAGCCAAAACGUGACCCUCUGGUCUUAUACAUAACACGUGUCCCUGGCAGUCAAGAUGUCAUUCUCACGCCCCUCAAACCGGACCUCAAGAACCUCAAGGAGCUCGACGUCGCUUCCUGCCUGUACUACCUCCACCGCAACGUCCCCUCUGACGCGGCCCUGGUCGUCGACCUCUCCACUCACCCUGUGCACCCCCCUACGCCGCAUAUCGCGCGGAAACCCCUUCCCACGUCUUCCGCACCCAUCACCACCGAUCUUGCAGCGCGACCUCCACCCCAUGCUGCCAUCCCAACUGUCACCCCCCUCGAGCCGCCACGGCCCUCCUCGCCCCCUCCCAAACCAGCUCGCCGCCCACUCAACGACCCGAUAUCCGCCCUCCCACUCAAACCCCCACCAUUGGCACCGCCCCGCCGCCCUCUCGGUCCACGACCUCUCGCGCUAGCCACUCCAGCCACCGUCCCAGCCACGGAGGGGGAGGAGAAUGCGCCUCUCCUCCCGCCGCGGCCGUACCAAGAAGCAACCACGCCAACAGCAGCAGCUACAUUCCAAGCUCGCGGCCGGGCAGACACCCUCUUCCCCACCAACCCACCUUCACCCAUCAACCACUCACCCACGCACCCCAAGGCAACGGAGCCGUACACCAUAAGCCUCAUCCGGCGCGACCCCCCCACCGGCGCACAGUGGACCAUCGGCUCCCUCCUGAUAUCUCCCCGCUCAACCCCUUCGGUGGUAGUCACCCUCAUUACACCGGGGUACACCACCUUCAGCAACCCCCCCGGGGAAUUCAGACGGGAGAUCAACACAGAUAAACCCGUGACGGCUGUACGACGUCGUGGGCACCGGCGAGGCCAUUCCGCCUUCUCCACCCACUCCUCCGACCAGACCCCGUUACCACACCCCAAAGAACCACAAGCCUACACCUUCCCUUCCCCCUGGUCAACAACCUGCAUCUUCGCCACCGCGCCAUCAGGUCGCGCGCUGAGGUGCACACACGAACUCCCCGCCGUAGACGCGGAGGGCGAGCCGACGGUGGAGGGUGUGGUGGUUAGUGAAUUGCGGUAUAACACGCCUGCCACCUCGCUAUUUGGGCUUGCGAGGCCAAAACAUAGACAUGGUGACAGGCAUGGGGAAAUGGGAAGGAGGAUCCCCGGAACGCUACCUGGGGCGCUACCACGACCAGCGUCACGCACUCGACCGAAAUCCGCACCGUCAUCACCACUACACGCGCCGUCGAAUUGUCUGGCUCACGAGAGUUCGUGGAUGGGAGACGAGGAUGGGGGAGAUAGGGACAGUGGAGCAGAUCUGUCUCUGGGGAGGGAGAAGGCGGGCGGUGGGAGGGCGGGGGGUAGGGCGAAGUUGGGGAAGCUGAUUGUGUUUGGAGAGGGGAUUAAGAUGUUGGAUCUUGUGGUGGCGGGGAAUAUGGGGGUUUGGUAUGAGGGAUGGGGGUACAAGGGGAGUGGUGAGGGGGAGUGGUGA
Molecule: messenger RNA, 1816 nt
Organism: Pseudogymnoascus destructans
Lineage: Eukaryota; Fungi; Ascomycota; Leotiomycetes; Thelebolales; Thelebolaceae
Exons: 2
Coding region: 257-1816 (519 amino acids)
Source: RefSeq, a predicted model, not a curated record